CCAGGGAUGUUGCCCAGGCUGUGAACAGGGGAGGCGGCGCUGUGGGGGCUGCCGGCAGCCAGGGCUGGGGAGAGACAUGUGGACACGUGGCCACCAUGGCUCCCACCUGCCAGAUCCUCCGCUGGGCCCUCGCCCUGGGGCUGGGCCUCACGUUCCAGGUCAUGCCACACGCCUUCCGAUCUCAAGAUGAAUUCCUGUCCAGUCUGGAGAGCUAUGAGAUCGCCUUCCCCACCCGCGUGGACCACAAUGGGGAGCUGCUGGCCUUCUCGCCCCUUGCCCCUCGGAGGCAUCGCCGGGGCACGGGGUCCACUGCCGAGUCCCGCCUCUUCUACAAGGUGGCUGCACCCAGCACCCACUUCCUGCUGAACCUGACCCGCAGCCCCCGCCUGCUGGCAGGGCACAUCUCUGUGGAGUACUGGACACGGGAAGGCCUGGCCUGGCAGAGGGCUGCCCGAUCCCACUGCCUCUACGCUGGCCACCUGCAGGGCCAGCCUGGCAGCUCCCAUGUGGCUAUCAGCACUUGUGGGGGCCUGCAUGGCCUGAUCGUGGCAGAUGAGGAAGAGUACCUGAUCGAACCCCUGCAAGGCGGGGCCAAGGGAGCCCGGGGCCCAGAGGAAAGUGGCCCCCACGUGGUGUACAAGCGCUCCUCCCUGCGCCACCCACAUCUGGACACAGCCUGUGGAGUGAGAGACGAGAAACCGUGGAAGGGGUGGCCAUGGUGGCUGCGUACCCUGAAGCCGCCACCUGCCAGGCCCCAAGGGAAUGAGACAGAGCGAGGCCAGCCAGGCCUGAAGCGCUCGGUCAGCCGAGAGCGCUACGUGGAGACGCUGGUGGUGGCUGACAAGAUGAUGGUGGCCUACCACGGGCGCCGAGACGUGGAACAGUACGUGCUGGCCAUUAUGAACAUUGUUGCCAAACUUUUCCAGGACUCGAGUCUGGGAAACAACGUUAACAUCCUCGUAACACGCCUCAUCCUGCUCACGGAGGACCAGCCCACCCUGGAGAUCACCCAUCAUGCUGGGAAGUCCCUGGACAGCUUCUGUAAGUGGCAGAAAUCCAUCGUGAACCGCAAUGGCCACGGCAACGCCAUUCCGGAGAACGGUGUGGCCAACCACGAUACUGCAGUACUCAUCACACGCUAUGACAUCUGCAUCUACAAGAACAAACCCUGUGGCACCUUAGGCCUGGCCCCUGUGGGUGGGAUGUGUGAGCGUGAGCGGAGUUGCAGCAUCAACGAGGACAUCGGCCUGGCCACGGCAUUCACCAUUGCUCAUGAGAUUGGACACACGUUCGGCAUGAACCACGAUGGCGUGGGGAACAGCUGUGGUGCCCGCGGCCAGGACCCAGCCAAGCUCAUGGCUGCCCACAUUACAAUGAAGACCAACCCCUUCGUGUGGUCAUCGUGCAGCCGUGACUACAUCACCAGCUUUCUUGACUCAGGCCUGGGGCUGUGUCUGAACAACCGGCCCCCCAGACAGGACUUUGUGUACCCGACUGUGGCGCCUGGCCAGGCCUAUGAUGCAGAUGAACAGUGCCGCUUCCAGCAUGGAGUCAAAUCGCGUCAGUGUAAAUACGGGGAGGUCUGCAGCGAGCUGUGGUGUCUCAGCAAGAGCAACCGGUGCAUCACCAACAGCAUCCCGGCCGCCGAGGGCACGCUGUGCCAGACGCACACCAUUGACAAAGGGUGGUGCUACAAGCGCGUGUGCGUUCCCUUCGGGUCGCGGCCAGAGGGCGUAGACGGAGCCUGGGGCCUGUGGACCCCGUGGGGCGACUGCAGCCGGACGUGUGGCGGCGGCGUGUCCUCCUCCAGCAGGCACUGCGACAGCCCCAGGCCGACCAUAGGGGGCAAGUACUGCUUGGGCGAGAGACGGCGACACCGGUCCUGCAACACGGACGACUGUCCUCCCGGCUCCCAGGACUUCAGGGAGAUGCAGUGCUCUGAGUUUGACAGUGUCCCCUUCCGUGGAAAGUUCUACACGUGGAAGACAUACAGAGGAGGGGGCGUGAAGGCCUGCUCACUCACGUGCCUAGCAGAGGGCUUCAACUUCUACACGGAGCGGGCAGCAGCUGUGGUGGACGGGACGCCCUGCCGCCCCGACACGGUGGACAUCUGCGUGAGCGGCGAGUGCAAGCACGUGGGCUGUGACCGGGUUCUGGGCUCUGACCUGCGUGAGGAUAAGUGCCGUGUAUGUGGUGGCGAUGGGAGUGCCUGCGAGACCAUCGAGGGGGUCUUUAGCCCCACCCUGAUGGGGGCCGGGUACGAGGAAGUCGUCUGGAUCCCCAAAGGCUCCGUCCACAUUUUCAUCCAGGACCUGAACCUCUCCCUCAGUCACCUGGCCCUGAAGGGGGACCAUGAGUCCCUGCUGCUGGAGGGGCUGCCAGGGACCCCUCAGCCCCACCGCCUACCCCUGGCCGGAACCACCUUUCAGCUGCGACAGGGGCCAGACCGGGCCCAGAGCCUAGAAGCCCUGGGACCCAUCAAUGCAUCUCUCGUUGUCAUGGUGCUGUCGCGGUCAGAGCUGCCUGCCCUGCGAUACCGCUUCAACGCACCCAUCGCCCGCUACGCACUGCCCCCCUACUCCUGGCACUACACGGCCUGGACCAAGUGUUCUGCCCAGUGUGCAGGCGGUAGCCAGGUGCAGGCUGUGGAGUGCCGCAGCCAGCUGGACAGCACCGCUGUGGCCCCACACCACUGCAGCGCCCACAGCAAGCUGCCCAAGAGGCAGCGUGCCUGCAACACGGAACCCUGCCCGCCAGACUGGGUUGUAGGGAACUGGUCGCGCUGCAGCCGCAGCUGUGAUGCUGGUGUGCGCAGCCGCUCGGUUGUGUGUCAGCGCCGCGUGUCAGCAGCUGAGGAGAAGGCGCUGGACGACAGCGCAUGCCCACGGCCACGCCCACCCGUGCUGGAGGCCUGCCAGGGCCCCGCCUGCCCGCCGGAGUGGGCGGCCCUCGACUGGUCUGAGUGCACCCCCAGUUGUGGGCCUGGCCUCCGCCACCGCGUGGUCCUUUGCAAAAGCGCUGACCAACGUGCAACACUGCCCCCCGCACACUGCCCACCCGCAGCUAAACCACCAGCCACCAUGCGCUGCAACUUGCGCCGCUGCCCUCCUGCCCGCUGGGUGGCGGGCGAGUGGGGUGAGUGUUCCGCGCACUGCGGCCUUGGGCAGCAACAGCGUGCUGUGCGCUGCACCAGCCACAUGGGCCUGCCGUCCCGCGAGUGCACUGAGGCGUUGAGGCCGCCCGCCACACAGCAGUGUGAGGCCAAGUGUGAGACCACACCCACCGAGGACGGCCCCGAAGAGUGCAAGGAUGUGAACAAGGUCGCCUACUGCCCCCUGGUGCUCAAAUUCCAGUUCUGCAGCCGAGCCUACUUCCGCCAGAUGUGUUGCAAAACCUGCCAGGGCCGCUAGAGGCACGCGGCACCCGGAACCACAGCGGGGCGCCGGCGACGGGGAGGGGGGUGUUCAGGCCUGCCCUUGGCGGGGCCGAGGGGCGGAGCAGGCGGAAGCUGGGAGGGAAGGGUAGGGUGGAGCUUGAAGUUAUUUAUUGGGAAGCCCUGCAGGCCUCCUGACUGGGGGAUGG
This is a messenger RNA of Orycteropus afer afer, 3582 nucleotides long. It is a transcript of the gene ADAMTS10, whose product is annotated as ADAM metallopeptidase with thrombospondin type 1 motif 10. Gene Ontology annotation, biological process: proteolysis; extracellular matrix organization. Gene Ontology annotation, cellular component: extracellular matrix. Lineage: Eukaryota; Metazoa; Chordata; Mammalia; Tubulidentata; Orycteropodidae. The record is from RefSeq and is a predicted model, not a curated record. Gene Ontology annotation, molecular function: metalloendopeptidase activity.